Phyllostomus discolor (pale spear-nosed bat) is the source of this 1619-nucleotide messenger RNA. Its product is annotated as ubiquilin-3-like. The record is from RefSeq and is a predicted model, not a curated record. The coding region runs from base 75 to 1619 and encodes 514 amino acids. Gene Ontology annotation, molecular function: polyubiquitin modification-dependent protein binding. Lineage: Eukaryota; Metazoa; Chordata; Mammalia; Chiroptera; Phyllostomidae. The transcript has a single exon. Gene Ontology annotation, cellular component: cytosol. Gene Ontology annotation, biological process: ubiquitin-dependent protein catabolic process.
CCCCAGGUGUGCUCAGUGUUACAGCUAGUUUUCUACUGGUCCUUAGGUGGCCCUGUACCUGCUCUCAAGAAAAUAUGGCACGGGCUAGGGAAGAAGCAGGGGACAGCUGCCUGGUGUCUGGUCGAGAGCCAUCACAUAUCAUCAGAGUGUCUGUCAAGACCCCACACGACUGCCAGGAAUUUAUGCUGGCAGAAAAUAGCAGUGUCCGCCACUUUAAGAAACAGAUCUCCAAACGCCUUCACUGUGACAUUGACCGACUGGUGCUCAUCUUCACUGGAAAGAUCCUCCGGGAUCAAGAUAUUCUGAGCCAGCGUGGCAUUCUUAAUGGAAGUACGGUCCACUUGGUGGUCAGAAACCGUCUGUCCAGUCCUCGACCUCUGCCAGAUCCCACAGGCCACUGCACCCAUCGUUCUGAAGCCUCCACCUCAGACCGUGCCGGGAUGGUAGCCAGGCUGGGCUGGCUAGCCCGGAGCUCACCUGACCUGGCUGAUUUCUUCAGCCAGCUGGCUCAACUACUGAUGGCUGCUCCUGAGCCUGUGGUGCAGUUCUUGGAAGAUCCCCUAGUUCAAGGCCUGGCAAGUGAGAAACCAGCCAAUACCAGCCAUGUUCCUGAAACCUCAAGGCCAGUACAGAAACCUGAGUCAGCUUUUAGGACUCUGGAAACCUUGCAGAAAGCAGCUCAGCAACAAGAGGUCCAACAGGCAGACAAGCGGGGGCUGGAGGCAUUGAAGGCAGUGCCAGGUGGUGAUAAUGCUAUGCGUCCGGUUUCCUCUGAUAUCCAGCAACUCAUGCUCUUCACUCUUGCCCCACUGGUUGCUUCCAGAGGCCACAACCCAGGUUCAGAGCUUUGCAGAGGGGAGGCCAAUGCUCACAGCAGUACUGACACCACCACUGCCAUCCCCACUGCCUCUGUUCCCUCCAGGUCAAUGGCACAGGAGGUCAGUGCAGGAGUAGUUGCUCAGGCCAGAGGCAUGGCCUCAAACCAGGCCAAUUCAGGGUGCAGGACCAGUAUGCCAGACUCAUACUCAAGCCAAGAUCUUUCCUCCCAGGAUGGCCAGCAGCCCAUAGGGAAAGCCACUCUAACUAGUCAGCUGAGACCCUCACCCUCUGCCUUGCGUAGAGCCUUGCAUGUCCUCCAGCAAAAUCCAGCUCUGCUACACCAGCUGGCCACUGACAGCCCCCUGAGACAUCACAUACCACUACUUCCCAUCCUCACCAACCCACGAGCACUGCAGGCAUUAGUACAGAUAGAAAAGGGCCUGCAGAUACUGUCCAGGGAGGUACCUGAUUUGGGACCAUUUUUAUGGGGCCCAGGUAAACCUCAUGGGGCUACAGGAGCCCCUGAAACUAGGGAUGCAGGACGGGGUCACAGAACAACCCCUGUGCAACCUGCCGUGGCCGUUUUUCAGCUACUCCAUGAAUUGGCCAAUGCCUGUUCCCAGUCUAACCAAUCCUCACUAUCCUCAUCCCUCCUCGCUGAAAGCAGGUACCAGCAAGGACUGGAGCAUCUGAAGGCCAUGGGCUUUGCUAAUCGUGAUGCCAACCUGCAGGCUUUGAUGGCCACAAGCGGAGACAUCUGUGCUGCCAUUGGGAAGCUGCUGGGGGAACCAGAGGCCUAG